GGAAUUAGUUUGGUCAGCUGUUCGCAACCGAUAGUAACCACAUUUGAAGCCCAGUCGCGAUGAAACCCUUUGCCUGCAUCCUGGUGAUCCUAGCCGCCAUCCUGUCCGUUGGUCAGGCCUCUCUGGGCGGACUUCUUGGAGGAGGCGGUGGCGGCGGAGGAGCUGGUGGCAUUGGCCAACUGCUGCAGAGCAAACUGGGCGGUCUCGGCGGUGGAUUGGGCGGCGGCCUGGGCGGUCUGAGCGGAAAGCUCGGCGGAGGAGGCGGUGGAUACUCCGGCGGCGGUGGAUAUUCCGGCGGCGGUGGCUACUCCGGCGGUGGCGGCUACUCCGGCGGCGGUGGAUACUCUGCUCCCGUGGAAAAGGUCGUCAUUGUGAAGGUCAUCAGCGAGGGCUACUCCGGCGGCGGUCACUCCGGUGGCGGCUACUCCGGUGGCUACUCCGGUGCCCAGUCUGGUGGAUGGUCCAAUGGUGGCGCCCAGUCUGGAGGAUGGUCCAACGGUGGUGGCUCCCAGUCUGGCAGCUGGAACAAGGGCUGGUAAUCAACCAAAAAACCAACCACAAAUAGUUCAAACUGCCAACCAAAAAGCCAAGCAGCUUAGGUUUUAAUAUAUAAUAUUUUUUUAUAAUUUUUUUUUUAGCGGUAUUUGAUUGUUAGAAUUUAUGCAAUAUAGACAAGAAAAGAAUUUCCAUUUUUAAUUGAGAGUGUUUUUGUGAUUGGGAUCGGGAAACCGGUUGAAGUUUGGCUUCCUGCUCUGACCCAAUGGCCGAAAAUGGUUGAGGUCAUCACCUGCCAAUCGAAUGGAUGCCAGUUAAUGGGACAGGUACUUAGGCGAUUUUCCACUUGGCGCAGCACUUGCGCAAGCAAAAAAGUGCAUUUUAUUGUUUUCCACAGCCAAGCCACAUCGAUCAAUUGGACUGCAAACGACUGGCAGUUGAUCGCACUCGCAAACAAAAGACCCAAUUUG
Drosophila gunungcola (fruit fly) is the source of this 965-nucleotide messenger RNA. RefSeq lists its product as uncharacterized. The record is from RefSeq and is a predicted model, not a curated record. Bases 60 to 539 code for a protein of 159 amino acids. The transcript has a single exon. NCBI's taxonomy places the organism in Eukaryota, Metazoa, Arthropoda, Insecta, Diptera, Drosophilidae.